UCUUUUUAUUUCUUGCCCUUUUGUAGGGGCCAGAAACAGCCUACUGACACCAGUGGUGAUGACGACGGCAACAAGAGUGCUAUGAACAGUGGUGACGACGACAGCAGCGCUCUCACGUGGCGGGGAUCGGCGAAGGUGGACCUGACGCGGCACACCCUGCCUGGACAACGCGACACCCUAGUGGCACGGUUCUCCCUGCCAGCUGUGGAAUCGGGUUCGUCACUGGCACUUGACUUGGGGGACGACCAUGUACGGCUUAUAAGUGAAGAGCCAAAAUAUACGUUUGACUUCUACCUCCCCUUCUCCAUUGAGGAAGAUGCCGCAGUUGCAGAAUUUAACACGAAGCAUCAGGUGCUGACAGUCACUGCACCUAUCGUGUCAAUGGAGUCCUGAUUCUACAAGCUUUUGAUUCCUUGAUGUCGCCAAUUAAAUGUAAAUGGAACAGCCACACUGAUUGUAAAAGCACACCUGAAUAAACUGUUGUUCAUUUUCUAUCAAA
Messenger RNA from Dermacentor silvarum, 499 nucleotides. RefSeq names its product PIH1 domain-containing protein 1-like. The transcript is spliced from 3 exons. Bases 82 to 393 code for a protein of 103 amino acids. The record is from RefSeq and is a predicted model, not a curated record. NCBI's taxonomy places the organism in Eukaryota, Metazoa, Arthropoda, Arachnida, Ixodida, Ixodidae.